Nannospalax galili (Upper Galilee mountains blind mole rat) is the source of this 4524-nucleotide messenger RNA. RefSeq names its product minichromosome maintenance 10 replication initiation factor (gene Mcm10). Gene Ontology annotation, molecular function: single-stranded DNA binding; DNA replication origin binding. The coding region runs from base 178 to 2868 and encodes 896 amino acids. The record is from RefSeq and is a predicted model, not a curated record. The transcript has 20 exons. Gene Ontology annotation, cellular component: nucleus; replication fork protection complex. Gene Ontology annotation, biological process: DNA replication initiation; DNA replication. NCBI's taxonomy places the organism in Eukaryota, Metazoa, Chordata, Mammalia, Rodentia, Spalacidae.
GCCUUGGCCUGAGAAGAGGAGCCGGCCGUGUGAGCAUUGUGGGCUGUCGGGGAUCCGGGGCUUAUGGGUUCCUGCGGGACUGGCGUCCGCGAAGGACUCGAGCCAGGAUUCUUCAUUACUCCCUUGAGCACCUGAUCUGCCAUCAAAGUUUCCCAUCACAACUCUUUCCUUGGUGAUAUGGAUGUGGAGGAAGAUGAUUUGUCUCUGCUGACAUCGCUGCUGGAGGAGAAUGAGUCAGCCUUGAAUUGUAAUUCAGAAGAGGCUAACUCCUUGUCCCUGGAAAAUGGUGAGCCAGAUGAAUUUGAUGAGCUUUUUGAUGCUGAUGGUGAUGGUGAAUCUUACACAGAAGAGGCUGAUGACAGAGAAGUGAUAAAAGCAGAAGACCAGAAGGAGAACUUGGCCACUCUCUUUGGAGAUGUAGGGGACUUAACAGAUGAUGAAGUACCUACUUUGCAAGUUGAAAACAAAGUCCUCCCUGCUCCUGCUCCCUGUCAAGAGAAAACCAAUCAGGAGUUGCAAGAUGAAGUAAAGAAGUUGCAAGAACAGAUGACACUCUUACAGGAGCAGCUAAAAGCAGUAUCAGUUAAACAGCUUUCAAGUUCAGCCCUUCCACACAAAUCCCCUGAAAGUAAGUCUCCACCAUCCCCUCUUAAGAAGAAAGUUCAGCACAUUCAGGAGUCAGCAUGCUUUUCUGCAGAGCUUGAUAUCCCUGCUCUACCCAGAACCAAGCGAAUGGCACGGAUGCCAAAGACUUCGACAGAAUCUAAAGGCUCACCUUCAAGGAGGACAAGUGCACCCUCCCAAUCACAACAGGCUAUAUCCAGUAUUUUGAAGCUCAAAAGCUCAUCUUCAAAGACAGCAAGCAUAUCUUCCCAACCACUGCAAGCUAUUCCUGGCAACAAACACAGUGGGAUGACUAGAAAUCAGAAUUCAGGCACCCUUAGGAAUUCUGGGGAACAGGUUCCACAGGGUUCCCAGGUCUCCGUGGAAGCCUUCUCAGGCUUGCGGCUCAGACGACCUCGAGUAUCUUCCACAGAAAUGAACAAAAAAAUGACAGGUCGGAAACUGAUCAGGCUGUCUCAGAUCAAGGAGAAGAUGGCACGUGAGAAGCUAGAAGAAGUGGACUGGGUGACAUUUGGGGUGAUACUGAAGAAAGUCACUCCUCAGAGCACUAACAGUGGAAAAACGUUUAGCAUCUGGAGACUGAAUGAUCUACGUGACCUGACACAGCAUAUAUCAUUGUUCUUAUUUGGAGACGUUCACAAAGAUCUCUGGAAGACAGAGCAAGGGACUGUCAUAGGGUUGCUCAACGCUAAUCCCAUGAAGCCCAGAGAUGGCUCUGAAGAGGUGUGCUUAUCUAUUGAUCAUCCUCAAAAGGUCUUAAUUAUGGGAGAAGCUCUGGACCUGGGGACCUGUAAAGCCAAAAAGAAGAAUGGAGAGCCGUGUACACAGAUAGUUAAUCUGAAUGACUGUGAGUACUGUCAGUACCACAUCCAGGCUCAGUACAAGAAGCUCAGUGCAAAGCGGGCUGAUCUGCAGUCUACCUUCUCUGGGGGACAGAUUCCAAAGAAGUUUGCCCGGAAAGGCACCAGCCUGAAAGAGCGACUGUGUCAAGAUGGCUUCUACUAUGGAGGAGUUUCCUCCACCUCCUACUUAGGCUCUUUGGCAACAGCUGUUGCUUCUAAGAAGAAGGUUCAAACCACUCUGACUAACCUGGUUGUGAAGGGCACAAACUCCAUCAUCCAGGAAACAAAACAAAAACUAGGAAUUUCCCAGAAGAGCUUGUCUUGCUCUGAGGAGUUUAGGGAAUUAAUGGCCCUGCCCACAUUUGGAGCCAGAAACUUAAAACAACAUUUAGCCAAAGCCAAGGCAUCAGGGGUAAUGGGAAGCCCCAAACCUGCCAUCCAGUCUCUCUCAGCAUCAGCUCUCUUGAAGCAACAGAAACGACAGAUGUUGGAAAUGAGGAAGAGGAAAGCAGAAGAGACACAGAGACGAUUUCUCCAAAGCUCAAGUGAAGUCUGGAGCCCAGCUGUGCCAUGUUCAUCCCAACAACCUGCUAUCCAAUCUCAAAAAGGUUCCAAAUUCCCCAGGUUGGAAGGAGCCACAACCCCAUGGAUGCCCAGGCUUGGUCGAGGCAUUUUGGAAGGGGAUGAUGUUCUAUUUUUUGAUGAGUCACCACCACCAAGACCAAAGCUAAGUGCAGUAGCAGAAGCUAAAAAGUUAGCCACUAUUGCAAAAUUAAGGGCAAAAGGACAGAUUCUUAGAAAAGCAGAUCCAAACAAUAUUGUAAGGAAGCAGAUGGACCCCCAAGAUGUGCUGGAAGUGAAGCAGCGCGUAGAGAAGAACACAGUUUCUCCUGAAGCAGAGAAUGAAUUGGAGCCCGCCAGGAAAAAAAGAAGAGAGCAGCUUGCCUAUCUGGAAUCUGAGGAAUUCCAGAAAAUUCUAAAAGCAAAGUCCAAGCACACAAACAUACUGAAAGAGACUGAGGCUGAGCUGCAGGAAUCCUAUUUUGAGCCACUGGUGAAAAAAGAACAAAUAGAAGAAAAAAUGAGAAACAUCAGAGAAGUGAAAUGCCAAGUAGUGACGUGCAAGACGUGCGCCUACACCUACUUUAAGCCUCUGGAGACCUGCAUCAGCGAACAGCACGACUUACACUGGCAUGAUGGUGUGAAGAGGUUUUUCAGGUGUCCCUGUGGAAACAGGACUAUCUCCCUUGACAGACUCCCAAAGAAGCACUGCAGAAAUUGUGGCCUCUACAAAUGGGAACGGGACGGAAUGUUAAAGGAGAAGACGGGUCCAAAGAUAGGAGGAGAAACCCUGUUACCAAGAGGGGAAGAACAUGCGAAGUUUCUGAAUAGUCUUAAAUAACUCUAACCAGUCAUUUUCCUUCAACCCACCUUACUUCUUAAGGCUCUGGAAAAGCAAGAGAUUGACGCUGUACUGUCCAUUUUCCUGUUUGACACUGUGAGAAACAAAUGCUUGGUCAGCCCACAAGCUUUGCCUGUUUACUUUCCUCCACUGUGUCAUUUUUCACUAUAUUUAACAUUGACAUGUAAGUAGGAAAUCAAGAUACCCUAGUCUUUCCUGUCCUCACUGCAGUCCUGCCUUGGAGCACUCACUCAAAUUUUUGCCCCCAAACUGGAAGAGGAACUGAGACCUGUGCUUCUGGGUCUCUUUUAAAGACUGAGUGAACUUUUUAUAAUAGUGAAGGUCUAGUGUUAUAUGGACACCAGAAGCAAAAGAACUAAUUUAGGUCAAUUAUCUCCCUACUUGUGGAUUUUCUUUCCUUGUGUGUAAAAUGAGGAAAAUUGGCCUACUUAACCUAGUAUUCUAUCUUCCAACGCUCAAGUUCCUGAUGACGAUUAUCACUGCCUUUAAUAUAGUCUUGACGUGCUGACAGUGGAAGCCACGUUCCCUUUUUUCUUCUGUUAUUUCAGCUUUGCUCUUUGAAAUGAAGUCACUGAACCACUUUGCGUAUCAGCUCAUUGGUGUAUAUGGAGAGAAACAGUGCUCUAUACUCACAAUAUUGGGGCCUCAGAGAUAGAAAUUCCUAAAACUUCAUCAUUUUUCAGUAUGCAUUUAUUUAAUUAUGGCUUAAAGAAAUUUUAACCUGAUAAAAACAUAUGUAACUUGAAGCAUGACUAAAAAACAAACUGUAAAGAUGGAAUCCUGUAGACUUGGUGGGUUGUAGGUGUACUUCAUUAUGUGUGUGAAGACUUAAAUGUCAAAACCAAGAGACUGUCCCAACAAACAUUUAGUUUGGGAAAUUCCACUAGCUGGACAACCUAGUUUUUCAAACACUAUUUGACCUGCAUGAAUGCUGGUAUAGUUUUAAAGCUGAAUAAGAUGGUAGGGUUAUUGUUUUGGAUUUUGAACUCUAGCUAGAAAUGUUUAGAUUUCCUCAGACAGUGUAACAUCAGGAGCUUAGUACUGACAGAAGGUAGUAAUGGAAGAUUUGGGUUUUCAAGAACAAGAGGUGCAAUUCACAAAUCUAAGGUAAUACAUUGGAUUUCAUACAACUUUGUUUCUGCUCUACCUAGGUAGAAGGUGCUGAAAGUAGCCUGUAUUUUCCCUAAGAUCAUUUUCUAAUCACUGUGAUUUUAGGAAUACUGUCCUUGCAGUUGGGUUCUAGCUUUGGUUUUUAACUAACAAAGAAAAGAGUAAAUUACUUAUUAAUAAGAACCCAAAAGCACUUGAAACUGAUAUUUUUAAUAGCUCAUUUAGGGUAGAUUCUUUCCUUUUAUAAAUGUCAAACAGCAAUGCAUAUGAAAUAAGUGAUACAGCUACAUAGACCUUGAACUGCAGCUUGUUCUUUGAGUGAUCUCCCUAUGCGAAAAAUGGGUUCCUAUGAAUGGAAGGCAUCACAGGAAUUUGUAUUCAUUUGUAUGCUGUCUAUGUGAUGUUUAAUAUAUUUGCAAAGCUUCAUGGGGACCUAAGUCUGAGUGCCUUUCUUUGUAAAUUUUAAUUUGCAUCUCUAAAAUAAUUUAAAAAUACAAUAGAGCCACUUCUCCUUGCACUGAAUGU